AUGUCCCUCGCAUCCACCAUCCUCGGCUUCAGCGCCUUCGGCUUCGGCGCCAGGUGUCUCCAGCUCGGCAUCCAGAAGAGGCCCCUCUUUGCCGGCUUCCAUGGCCAUGCCUAUGCAUCUAUCGCCUUCGGUAUCCUCGGUGCCGGUGCUUAUGAGGCCGACAAGAAACAGCGGGCGCUCCUGGAAAAGAAGAAGGCUGUUCUUCUCGAACACCGUGAAGCUGAGAACAGGGAAUGGGAAGCCCAAAAACAAGCACACGCCGUCUAG
Cryptococcus wingfieldii CBS 7118 is the source of this 267-nucleotide messenger RNA. RefSeq lists its product as hypothetical. Lineage: Eukaryota; Fungi; Basidiomycota; Tremellomycetes; Tremellales; Cryptococcaceae. The record is from RefSeq and is a predicted model, not a curated record. The transcript is spliced from 3 exons. The coding region runs from base 1 to 267 and encodes 88 amino acids.